AUGAAGAAAGUCAAAGGAGGAGACUUUAAUUUUGCUUCAAGGGCAUAAAAGAUAGAUAAAUUAGAGUUUCCACAAUCUACAGAAGAGCGUUUCAUUGUCAAAGCAAAUAAAGAUGUAUUUGUGAUUGCUUAUCAAAUUCUAGGGUGUUGGAUUUCAAUGGAAAACUUAUGAUGAAAAACUGCUAGCUAGAACUAUAGACAAAUAAACCUUUGAUAAUACGGUUGCUGAAGCUACUCGUAUAUGUCGUAAUUUGUGGAGAGAAAAACAAAGAGAAGAACACAAAGAUCCUACUAAGGCAUAUUAACCACUUCUUUAUGUCUCAGUUUUCUUAAUUCUUUUAGCUUUUGUGUUUCUUUUAGUUUUAAUAUAUGGAAAUAGAGAUAAAUUAGCUUUGCUUUAUGUUGCAGUUUCUAUUCUAUGUUUUGCAGCAUGUAUUUUAUUAGAAUAUUAUUAAGUGCUUACUUUAAUUGUUGUUGCUAAAACUUGGAGUUUAGAACCAUAAUUUAUGGACUUGGAAAAAGUACAGAUGAAUAAAGUAACUGAAUACUUAAAUAAUCAGAAUUCAUAAAUUUAUCAAACUAAAGGGUAUAAAUGGUAAGUAGAACCUAAUCUUUAUUGGAUUGAAUUAGUUUCUAUUUGA
Messenger RNA from Paramecium pentaurelia, 640 nucleotides. The record is from the annotation of a GenBank genome assembly. NCBI's taxonomy places the organism in Eukaryota, Ciliophora, Oligohymenophorea, Peniculida, Parameciidae.